AUGAAGAGAAACGACGAACGGCAUUCAUAUUGGGCGCAAGAUCGGAGCAUGUGCGCAUGUUGUCCCGCAGAGGUAUGCGUGCCAAUGUUCGGAGUCCACUGCGCACCCGCUCCGGAGUCUGCGCUCAACUCCCGGAGCCUAUGCGCAACGUCCGUGGCCGCGGAGCGAUGUUAUUGUACCGCUACAGACCGGUAUGCUGCGGAGUUCCUGUUUGCAUUAUGGUGCAAGCGUUUGAGAAAAAUCAAGCUAGCAGGAUGA
Molecule: messenger RNA, 258 nt
Organism: Coccidioides immitis RS
Lineage: Eukaryota; Fungi; Ascomycota; Eurotiomycetes; Onygenales; Onygenaceae
Exons: 1
Coding region: 1-258 (85 amino acids)
Source: RefSeq, a predicted model, not a curated record